UCUUGACUUUUUCAUUGUGUUGGCCAAUUGGUUGCACGUUGGCUGCUACAGUUCUCUAUCUCUCUGUACUGUAACUUCACCUCUACCAAGCUUUCUAUACAGUACAGUAACCAAGACAAUGGCUGUAAAUCCACAAGCUUUCGAACAGUUCACUCUGAGACAUGUUCGCAUCACUGAGAAUGAGUUUGGACGAGGUUCCUACGCUGUUGUCAUGGAGCUAGAGUAUCGAGGACUGAAAUGUGCCGGCAAGAAGCUUUACCGAGUUCUCUACGAUACUGGAAUCGGGCAUGCAGCACGAAGGUAUCUGGAGGAGUGUCACCUGCUCAGUCAAACUAGGCACCCCAACAUUGUCCAGUUUCUGGGAGUCUGUUUUGAGGAAGGCUCUCAGUUCCCCAUCCUAGUCAUGGAGUUCCUCCCCACCAACUUGACCAGCUGUCUCGAGCGCUACGGUAUUCUCCCCGAUGAGAUCAACUUCUCCAUCCUCCAUGACGUCUCACUGGGCCUGGUCUACCUUCAUGGCCAAACACCAGUCAUUGUGCACAGAGACCUCUCAGCCAACAAUGUCCUCUUGUCCACCAACAUGACGGCCAAGAUAUCCGAUCUGGGGGUUGCUCGAAUAUUGAACCUGACCCCCCUUCAAGUGAGUCGAAUGACGGAGACCCCUGGUACCCCAGCGUACAUGCCCCCCGAAGUGAUGAUUGCCGACCCCCACUAUGACACCAGUGUGGAUGUGUUCUCCUUUGGGAUCAUGAUGAUUCACACCUUCACAGCAGAGUGGCCACUACCAAGUAUCGGCCAGACACGAAUCGAUCCUACCGAUCCCAAUGGUCUGAUACCAGUAACAGAAGCUGAACGACGUGAACAUUUUCUUCGAAAGAUUCCCCCAGACCACCCUCUGAUGGACCUCAUCAUGCGCUGUCUCAGCAACAACCCUCAACAAAGGCCUAGAGCAGCGGAGAUAGUGGGUCGGAUGGUGGGUGUGGUACUUGAACACCCUCCCUCCUUUGAGAACAGAGUGGAGAUGCUCCAGCGAGUGAGUGCCCUACUGACAGAGAAGAGGGAGCUUGAGGAAGAGGUUGUGAGGAAGGAUUCGGCAAUCCAGGAGAAAGCAGGAGAGAACGAGGCACUGGCGGAGGAGAAAAGACGACAAGAAGAAGAAAGUGAAAACACUGUCGAGCGUAUGCAAUUGGUGCACUCUGUUGAAGCGGAACAAAAUCAAGCUAUCGUUGAAAAUCUUAAAGGCCAGUUGAUUUUAAAUCAGGACAUGAUGGUUAAACUAGAAACUCAAUAUAUGCAACUCACUAAAGAGGUGGAACAACAAAUUGCUCACAAAGAUUCGAUGCUUGCUGUCAAAGAUUUGACUAUUGCUGACAAAGAUUCGAUGCUUGCCUCCAAGGACACUUACCUUCAGAAGAAUAAAACCACCAUUCAGAGUUUGAACAACCAACUGACCAAAACCAAAGACUACCUGACCAGCAAACCACAGUCCCUACAGGUUCAGUUGUCCUACAGUCAGUGCUCUGAGACUCCAGUGAAGAGGUCUCAUGGGCGAGCGGUAACCAUCAAUGGCAAGGUCUACUAUGGUGGAGGAAUGUGUUAUGACGAUGAUGACGAGUACUGCGUCCACUGUUACGAUCCGCCACAAGAUGUUUGGUCAACUCUGCCCAGACUUCCUGUACGCUAUUUUGGUCUAGGAGAGGUCAAAGGUGAACUGGCAGCAGUUGGUGGUUUGGAUUCAUCCUUCUCUAAAUCCAACGUGGUACAUGUGUUUAACAAAGGAAGGAACUGGAAACGGACGAUCCCACCCAUGCCCACAGCGAGGUAUUCACCAGCAGUCGUUAGUCUCCAAACACAUCUGGUCGUAGCAGGAGGUGUGUUGGACGAUGGCGACUUCACUGAUAACGUUGAGAUCUACAACAUCAGCACCUCCCAGUGGAGCGAGACAGACAGACUACCGUAUGCUUGUUAUGACCAAAGAGGAAUUGUCUACAACAAAACAGUGUACCUAAUGGGGGGAAGUGACGGCAAUUUUCUAAACAAGGUGUGUGCUGCUCAAGUCGACAAGCUCAUCUCAGCAGACCGACAGGAUGAUGGGAGUGCCAACAAAGCCGACUCUGUCUGGAAUACAAUAUCCAACACACCGUCUUACUGUUCCUCCCCUGUAACGAUAUUCGACACCCUCUUUGCUGUUGGUGGAGAGGAUAGUGAAGGUGAAGUCACUCAAAGGAUCUACUCCUACUCGUCCUCGAUGGACUCCUGGCUCUACGUUGGUGAUCUACCAUCUCCUAUAGCAGACGCUGCCUCUGUGUCACUGUCUCCAACAGAGUGCCUUAUGAUUGGGGGAUGGAACAAAGAAAGAGAAACACAAUCUACCGUGCAUAAAAUUAGUAUCAAAAUUAAAAGUGCAACAACUAUUUCUUGAUUAUUGUUGUGGAUAAUAAUAUUUUGUAUGGCUAAAAGUUAAUGUUGAUUUUUGAGUGAAAA
Molecule: messenger RNA, 2484 nt
Organism: Halichondria panicea
Lineage: Eukaryota; Metazoa; Porifera; Demospongiae; Suberitida; Halichondriidae
Product: serine/threonine-protein kinase WNK1-like
Exons: 3
Coding region: 119-2422 (767 amino acids)
Biological process (GO): protein phosphorylation
Molecular function (GO): protein serine/threonine kinase activity; protein binding; ATP binding
Source: RefSeq, a predicted model, not a curated record